AUGAGAGCGCCCGGGACGUUUAUAAACACGGCUGCAGACCUGCCACUCAUCCCCACGCCCUGCGGCCCCAUCAAACCUUGUUCAGAGCUCUCAUUCCCUGUGAAGAUCUACUUCUGUGUCACCAUUUUGUCCCUGCUGAGUGUCAUAGGGCUAACCAUAGAGACACUGGUUCGACAGACUGAGGAGGAUUUCACCAUUUCUCUUAUUCAGUUAGUUGGAGUUGUGUUCUGUGUGUACUACGUGACCAGAGGAAUCCUGCAAGAGAAUCGCCAGGAGCUCAUUGUUUUUGUCCUCUCCAUCUUGUUAGUGAUGCUUCGUUCCAUUGUCAACUUCACUGUUCUCUCUGCUGAGCAGAAGCCAAAACUCCUGGCUCGCUUCAUUCUGAUCCUCUUGGUUGGUUCCUUUGAUGUGAUCUGUGCCAUCAUCCUCAUCCAGAGUCAAAGCAUGAUGGCCUUUCGAGUGGGUGGUGCCCUAGAAAGCCUCCAGUCCCAAUACUUCAUGCUGAACCUCUGUUUUUCCAUGUUGACCUUUGAUCUUCAGGCACAGCUCUGUUUGUGUAUUCUGCUGAUAAGCCUGCAUGAGAUCACCCUUCUACAUAACAUCAUCUCAGCAACAGGGGCUCUUUGGGCCUGCCUGAAGGUGACCAUUAGCAUCAUUGCAAUUUUAAAAGAGCUGAAGCCUCUAGUGUGGAUUUUUAUGAGUCAGAAUGUACCUGAAGUAGUUUAUCUCAUCUACCUGCUCUGCACGGUGAUAAGGGAGUGGGGCAAAGGGAAUUCUUACACUCUGGAAGCUGCUUUCAUUACUGGCUCUUGCAUUUCUGUUGCAAUAAAAUCUGUUCUGUUUUGGGCACUGUUCCACGUCUACCGCAGCUUUGGGCAGGGGCUGAGAGAAAGAAUGUUUUCUUCCUAUGGAAGGAUCGACUCCUGAGCACCCCCUUCGUGUUCUGGCUGCAGCUCUUAAGAGUGAAGUCAGAGCUGGGGAAGCUCUGAUCAAGGGACUCUCCUCCAGGAUGUAAGAUAAUGGGUCAGUUUCACAGAGGAGGGGAAGCUGCUCAGAAAAAUGUCUACACAUUCCUUGGUUUGUGUUGUGCUAGGGAGCUAUAGCAGUGCAGCUGGUAACUUAGUUUAAAAAGCAAAGUGCACUCGGGAAAUUAACAGUAAUCCUCUCAAUUCACUGAGUUUUGCUGACAGGACAAUGCAUCUCUCA
This is a messenger RNA of Chaetura pelagica (chimney swift), 1206 nucleotides long. RefSeq lists its product as uncharacterized. The coding region runs from base 1 to 927 and encodes 308 amino acids. The transcript has 9 exons. The record is from RefSeq and is a predicted model, not a curated record. NCBI's taxonomy places the organism in Eukaryota, Metazoa, Chordata, Aves, Apodiformes, Apodidae.